AUACCUAUACCGCAUGCAUGCAGCUAUAUGCUGUUUGUGUACGUGAGUGCGACGGGCAUGCAAUUCGCAAGUUUGGCUACACAAAAAGUUGUUUUUGAAUGGGACAGCCAAAAUCGACCGCGAAGAAAACCCCACGUGAAAUGACACACGGGGACCUCUGCGCAUGUCCCUGUAAAGAUCAAAUUUAACCUAGAUUUGGGAAGAAACGAUCGCAAAUCUGUUAGUUUGAGCUAGAAGAGAGAACAGAGAACUUACAGGAUCAAAAUGGGAGCUUAUUUAUCGGAACCGAACGUGGAGAAAAUCUCGGAUGACGGGAGUUGUGAGGAACUUUCAUACGGAGCCUCUGCAAUGCAGGGAUGGCGAGUUGGCAUGGAGGACUCUCACAACUGCAUCACCAAGCUCACAGAAGACACAUCACUGUUUGCAGUCUAUGAUGGCCAUGGAGGUGCUGAGGUCGCAGUGUACACAGCUCAACAGUUUCCAAAGUUACUCACAAACCUAAAAUCCUUCAAGGACGGUGACAUUGAUGCUGCGUUUGAAGAAGCCUUCAUGACCUUUGAUGCAUCUCUCAAACAGAAAGCAAUCAUAGAGAAGCUCAGGAGGAUAGCAGGCAUGGAAGAGGGAGAAGAGAAAGAAGAGGAUGGGGAGACGGAGACACUCCUUGAAGAGGCGGAGCUUCCUUUGGAACAACUGGUCGCCCGCUACUGCUCCCAGCCGUCCAAGAACAAACGAGCCAUGAUCAAGCAGGCCCACGGGGCCGACCUCCUCUCCCCCAUGAUCCAGAAGAAACAACCCAGGUUCCCCCUCACAGCUGUGAAUGGAUCGCUCCAAGACGGGGAUGGGCCUGUGCCAAACAAGACUGUUCCAUUCGACGAGGAGGGGGAUAUUGUUGCCAAAGGAAAGAGGGAUGAGGAUGAGAAUGUGGACAGUGUUAAUGGCCCCGAUGGGGAUAAAAGAAGGGAAGGGGAGAAUGGCACGGACAGUGAUGAUGAUGAUGUUGAUGAGGAAGGGGGCGAGGUCAAGGUCAAGGAGGAGGUAGCGGAGAUGGGGCAAGGAGAUGGGGCAUCAGAGAAGACGGAGGGGUCGGUGAAAACACAAGUCAAAGAUGAAGCAGGAACGUCUGCAAACUCAGGGAGCCAUAACGGCAAUGUACAGCACAGCGAUACCAAAGAAUCAGGAUCGAGCACCUCAGGGACGAGUUCAGAAAGUAAACUCAAGCAGAUCGUUCCUCCAUACCUGGACGAUGACGACGACAGCGACGAGGAAGACGAGGACUACCGGUCCGGAGACGAAGAGGAGGAGGAGGAAGACGAAGAGGAUGAUGAUGAGGAGGAGGAGGAGGACUUUGAUGGGGAGGAUGAGGAGGAAUUAGGAGAAGGAGAAGACAGUGGUGAUUUUGAGGAGGAGGAGGAGGAGGAUUACAGAAUGCAGUUGCCAGGUGGAAAAGAAGAGGUACAACCUGGCAGUGACAGCGGGUCAACGGCUGUGGUGGCGCUCCUCAGAGGAAAAACACUCACGGUCGCAAACAUCGGCGAUUCACGAUGCGUGCUGUCAAGGGACGGGGUGGCCCUUGACAUGUCGUACGACCACAAGCCCGAGGACGAUGUCGAGCUGAGAAGGAUAGAGAAGGCAGGCGGGAAGGUCACGCCGGACGGGAGGGUCAACGGGGGACUCAACCUCUCCAGAGCAUUUGGUGACCAUUGCUAUAAGAUGACGACAUCUCUACCUCCUGAAGAACAGAUGAUAAGUGCCUUCCCUGACAUCAAAACCGCCACACUCACAGAGCAUGACGACUUCAUGGUCGUUGCAUGUGAUGGCAUCUGGAAUGCCAUGACCAGUCAAGAUGUGAUUGACUUUGUAACGCACAGACUGGAAAAUUCAAGAGAGUCCGACCAAAGUAAUAAACUUUCCAAGAUUUGUGAAGAGCUCUUUGAUUUCUGCUUAUCACCCGACACGUCUGGCGACGGAACCGGGUGCGACAACAUGACCUGCGUCAUUGUACAAUUCCACAGCAACGGCGCAGACUCCAUCUCGGGGGCUUCGGUCAGCGCCAAGAGAAAAUCGGCCGAGGAUAAACCGGAAGAGACGGACAGCAAGAAACCAAGACAUUGACCUUCGACCUAUGCAGUAACUUCUCUGUCGGAAAGUGGAAGUCGACCCGUGAAAUAAGUUGGUUUAUUGAGAGCAGAAAAAAGAAGAGAAUCAAUUGGUGAAAUUUUUUUAGGGGCAAAUCCGAUACAGAAUAAGAAAGUUAUCAAUUUUGUUGAAGUUGCAAUCAAUCACAUGGUAAUUAGCAACUUUGUGACAUACCUCUCCCUUUACCCUGUACUGUACGUCCAUAAAUUUCCAAUUCCAUGGUGGUUGAUGAAUCGAAUUAAUCUUUUUAUAUAGAGCCUGUUGUAAAAUAAACAUGUGUCCAGUCAUAUCUCUAGGGCAGGGGUAUAAGGAAAACAAUAUCUCAUUUUAAAUCAAAUUGAAAUUAAUUUGAAUUUCCUUGUGCAGAACAUGCGGGGGAGGUGCGUAGAGAGGACAUGUACACUGUAUGUCAAAGUAUAUUGCCGAUUUGCGCUUGAUCAAUUACAACUUGCAAAAUUCAUAACUGUCAUACCUUUUAGCAGAUUCUCUGAUUAUUUUUGUUCUCAUUUUCAUGCUCUUGUUUGAACGAACUUGAUGCGAGAGUGGACUUCCGACUUGACCUGCAUAGCCAUCAUUUCCAAAGCCCUGGGCCCGUUUCACAAAGCCGUUUUUCAAUGACCAAUCACAAAAAUCAUUGACAAAUCUGCUGAUAACCAAUCAGAAACAAGGAUUUCAGUAGCUUAUAACAAAGCCUGUCAUUUGUCACGGAUGACAAGUUUUGUGAAACACCCCCCUUUUCUCACAAGUCUGUAUUCGCCCUAUAAGUGCAAACCAGCAUAGAAAUCCUACAACUGAACAUUGGGGGCGCACUUCUACAGAGUUGUGGAGUGCUUCUGCCAGUUUAUUCUCAUUCUCUUUCUUAAAUGACUCUUUGCUCAUGAUGACUACCUAUAUAUCACAGCAACAACAACUUUUCUGCCUGGUAUUUCCACCUCCACACUUAGUUGUGAUACUUGAAAGGUUUUCUCUUCGUUCAAUCUUUAUAAUUAUAUCAUACCUCCUCUUUCAUGGUACCAGAAAUAUGCGGCGUUCACAAGUGACUACCUGAAAAGAACGUCAAAAUAUUGUGGCGUAACCGGGAUCUGCAGGGGUUAUCUUCUGCCUUGCAGUCUCUCAAAAUCCGGUCCACGCUCUCGACAAUCAUUCAUCAACGAUCUCACAGUGGGCUCUCAGAAAAGUGUAUCGUGAAAGAAAAACGUGGACUAGCUCUCAUUCACUCACUCCCGCAACCACUGAAUGUAUGACAGGACUAAAGAAAAAACACUUACAGAGUAUUUGCAGUUCAGGUAACUUUAUCUCGUUUCUUGUACCUGUCGCAACGACAGCUCAACAUUGACUGACUGACAUCUCACGAUGUACAUGUUUCUUCUCACAAUCAAUUAUAACGCCCUCUACAUCUUACUAAAUUACUGGACUAGUUAUGCUACAAUAUAAUCAAAUAUAUGAUUAAUACGGGAAUGCAGGAUCAGGUUUUGAAGUCUUUGAAAACUCACGACUAAUACAGUUUCUGUCAUGCUGCUCAAGUGAGGAACUCUUUCUAGUUUCUCACAUUCUUCACCAAAUGAACAAAUCAAAGGUGCUUGUAAUCCUCUUUCUUGUGGACAGUGCUGCAAUGGCAUAGCUUUAGUAGUGACAGUCAACUCCACAGUCUUUAGUUUUGUAUGUAUACUAUGCUUCCUGAUCGUACAUGUAUGUGGUCUUCAAAUUAUUCUAGGAGUUCACUCAACCUAACCCAUAUCUCGCUUGAAUCCCAAACCCUAACCCCAUUUUCUUUGACAAAUGUCGCCAGAACAAAUGUCGGAUCAUCGUUCAAGUAGACGAUAAUACAAUUUUUCUUGCGUGUUGUCACCUGCGUUUUGUGUAAGUUCUGUGUUGCCAGGCUCCUGUUUCUGAUAAUGCAUUCCAUUCUGUAGCCUAUGGUUCGAAUAUACAGUAUGUCAACUGUUUUAUAUCACAACUGUGAAAUGGGGACCUUAGUCGUCCCUGACAGAGAAAAUGGAUUGAAUCUUCCACAGAUUGAAUUAAAUCAUUUUGUAAUUAAAUUUCACGAUAAUGAUCUGAAAAAAAGAAGAAAAAAAAUAUUUUUCUUGAUCUGCAUGUACAUGAGUUUCAGUUAUUCCUCUCUGUAUAUUGUAGACAUUAAGAGAGUAAUUAUGACAUCUGUGUUAAGAACUUUAAGAAGUUCAUCGUAAUAAGGCCUAAUCAAUGGUCAAUUGUUUGUAAGUUUCAAUAAUGUUGAAUUCCUCAGAAAUUGUCA
Strongylocentrotus purpuratus (purple sea urchin) is the source of this 4393-nucleotide messenger RNA. RefSeq names its product protein phosphatase 1G. The record is from RefSeq and is a predicted model, not a curated record. Gene Ontology annotation, biological process: protein dephosphorylation. Gene Ontology annotation, cellular component: nucleoplasm. NCBI's taxonomy places the organism in Eukaryota, Metazoa, Echinodermata, Echinoidea, Camarodonta, Strongylocentrotidae. Gene Ontology annotation, molecular function: protein serine/threonine phosphatase activity; cation binding. Bases 265 to 2112 code for a protein of 615 amino acids. The transcript is spliced from 9 exons.